Acaulospora morrowiae is the source of this 291-nucleotide messenger RNA. The record is from the annotation of a GenBank genome assembly. NCBI's taxonomy places the organism in Eukaryota, Fungi, Glomeromycota, Glomeromycetes, Diversisporales, Acaulosporaceae.
AUGACAAAUUUUAUUUUCUUCCAGAGUCCGAUCUUCCGAGAAGAUCGUUCACGAUCUCCUGCGUCCUCUCAUUUGUCAAAUGGAUCACAGUAUCUGUUUGAACAUGUACUGCCUUCUAUUGAGAAUUAUGGGGUGGGAAUAUUUUUCACUCAUGAUUGUCGCCUUACUUGCCGCGAUGUCAUUCCAUUGGGGAUCAAUGAAAUGGAUACGAAUUCAAGCAGGAGUUCUUUUACAAAGAACGACGUGGAUGCGAUGCAUUUGAGUGUGAUCUCGGGAAGGACAAUUCAAUGA